Messenger RNA from Papilio xuthus (Asian swallowtail), 713 nucleotides. RefSeq lists its product as uncharacterized. The record is from RefSeq and is a predicted model, not a curated record. Bases 65 to 511 code for a protein of 148 amino acids. Gene Ontology annotation, biological process: protein ubiquitination. Lineage: Eukaryota; Metazoa; Arthropoda; Insecta; Lepidoptera; Papilionidae. Gene Ontology annotation, molecular function: ubiquitin-protein transferase activity. The transcript is spliced from 5 exons.
GGCAGUGUGGCGCGUGCCGUCUCCGCCCGGCGACGCCGACGAGGACGACGAACCGGAGCCGCGUAUGUGGGGGCCGAAUGACGUCUUGCGCUGGCUGCGCGACUACGUCACUCGUGUUCCAGAUUCCGUGAGCGAACAAGGCAGCGGGGAGGCGCGUGGGGUUGCGAGCGUGGAGGCGGGACUGAACGGUACUCGGCUGAUGCUGGAGCCACUGCCGGACUUGUUGCCCGACCUAUUGGCGCUGCUACGACGACUGUGCCCCGCAGGAUCUGAUUUGGAAAAUUCGAAAGAAAAUGAGCAGCUGUUGAAGCGACUCGAAGACGAAAUCGAGUGGCUGCGGCGUGAGCCCCCUGCUCCCGAACUUGAGGCGCGCGCCCCGCACGCUCUACGCUGUCCGCUAACACACGCGCUGCUCCGCGAGCCCGUGCGCGCUGCUGACGGUUUCACUUACGAACGUACAAACAUACUGGACUUUUUCUCCGUCAAUGAACUACAAACAGAGCAUGCUUGAGAAAUCUACCUGAAGCGGACUGAUUGUUCUCAACUGAUGAAUAUUUUGACGGGAAUUUAGAUGAUGUGUGCGGGCAUAUCAUAGGGUACAUACAUGUGUUUAAAUUUUGCGUGGACAAACUCGCGAGCCAAAUCAAGAAGGCAGCGUGUGACAGAAGCGGCCGUGUCGCCGCUGACUGGCCGGCGACUGCGCAGCGCGGAAC